UUCCCCCCUCCUCGGCCGUCGUCAAUAUUCGGACGGUUCACCGGGGCCCCGCCUCGGCCUCUCCCCCUUUCCCAGGGCCGCCGCGUCCGCUCCGUCCCCCACCUCGCAGUGCCUCCCCACCGCCCCUCGGCGCCGGCCGGCCACGCCCCGAUCCAGAUCCAGGAUUCAAACAAACCAGUACAUUACCACCAUGGUUCUUGAUUCAUUAUCAUCUCCUCACAGGAGGUCCCAAAACACAUUCUUCGUAUCAUCUGCAAAAAAGCCUCAGUCAUCUCGUGAUGACAGUUGGUCUGCACUGGUUGAGCGGCACCGGUUCCUCCUGACAACACUUCUUGUGCUUGCCUUCCUGUGCACUAUCUAUCUGUACUUUGCAGUAACCUUGGGGGCAUCAGAUGCUUGCAUUGGAUUGGCAGGGGCAGAGAGGAUUGAGUGCCAGGCAAGAUCAGUGCUGCAACAUGGAAAGUUGAAAUUCCGCUGACUUUGGAGACUCGUUGAUGGAAGACCAAAUUAUUGAGUUUUAUAUGCACUCUGGUCACAGGUCUUAUUCUUCAUACCAUGAAUCUGUAUAUUUUUGGUGGUGGGUGGUUUGUAUUCACGCUGAUGUUAUUGGACCACAAAUUUACUGUACUGGUAGAGGCAAAUCUAAUAGUGACAGUGUUGAGUUUGUGGAAACUGGUAUACUGGGGUAGGCCUAUAUCGUUCUUUUAUUACCAUGGUGUGCUAAAAACAUCAUGGCGCCUGUAAUUCGUCCAGGAGAUCUUGGUAUUGUCUCCCGUGUGACAUGUGACUCACAGUUAAUUUGAUACUGUGCUACCUGAGUACGCUUUGAUCCCUU
This is a messenger RNA of Sorghum bicolor (sorghum), 835 nucleotides long. RefSeq lists its product as uncharacterized. The transcript is spliced from 2 exons. Lineage: Eukaryota; Viridiplantae; Streptophyta; Magnoliopsida; Poales; Poaceae. The coding region runs from base 191 to 478 and encodes 95 amino acids. The record is from RefSeq and is a predicted model, not a curated record.